Messenger RNA from Nothoprocta perdicaria, 5723 nucleotides. It is a transcript of the gene PHRF1, whose product is annotated as PHD and ring finger domains 1. The coding region runs from base 62 to 5086 and encodes 1674 amino acids. NCBI's taxonomy places the organism in Eukaryota, Metazoa, Chordata, Aves, Tinamiformes, Tinamidae. The transcript is spliced from 18 exons. The record is from RefSeq and is a predicted model, not a curated record.
CGCGGGGCCGGCGAUGUGAGCGCUGCGGUGGGGCCUGGGAGCUGCUUCCCCAUGUCCUGCCAUGGAUGAUGAUAGCCAGGAUGAACUGAUAAGCAAGGACACGGCCCUAGGCAAGGGCAAGAGGCAGGGUCUGACGCUCCUCAGUGAAGCAGAGAGCAAUGGUGGAAAUAGCUGCGAUUCAGAAGAUGAUACUGAAAGUGGGGAGGAGGAAGAUGACACUGAGGAGGAGGGAGGUGAGGAGGAUAAGGAAGAAAGUGAAGAUGAAGAAUUAGAAGAUUGCGAAGAUGACGAUGAAGAGGAGGAAGAGACUGAAACUGCCACUGGGGGAAUGACAGGUUCUCUGAAAUCAGAGCCAGACCUAAAUGGAGCGAGUGUUUCCUCUGAUGAGGACGGUGAGAACUGCCCGAUUUGCCUCAACACGUUCAGGGAUCAGGCUGUCGGCACUCCCGAGAACUGUUCCCACUACUUCUGCUUGGACUGCAUCGUGGAGUGGUCCAAGAAUGCCAACUCAUGUCCAGUGGAUCGAAUCCUUUUUAAGUAUAUUAGUAUUCGGGCGCAUUUUGGUGGUAAAAUUUUAAAGAAGAUUCCUGUCGAGAACACCAAAACUCAGGGCAGUGACGGAGAGGACGAUCCAACCUUCUGCGAGGUGUGCGGCAGGAGCGACCGCGAGGAUCGCCUGCUGCUCUGCGACGGCUGCGAUGCCGGGUACCACAUGGAAUGCCUUAAUCCACCUCUGAGUGAAGUCCCAGUAGAUGAAUGGUUCUGUCCGGCCUGUGCCCCCAUGGGGGUCAAUGCUGCUGCAGACACAGAUCACGUGAGUGAAGAGGAGGUGGCCGCCCUCGUGGCUGAUGUUGUUCCCACUACCAGCCGGCUGCGGCCGCACGUCCGAACCCGAGCCAUAGCCAGGACUCGGCAGAGCGAGCGAGUUAGGGCCACGGUGAACAGGAACCGGAUAACGACUGCCCAACAGAUCCAGCACGUGCCGAGGUACCUCAUGUCCUCUCUCCUGGAUGAAACCAUCGAGGCGGUCGUCGCAGGCCUGAACACGGCCAUCUACCAGCGACCUCUCACACCGCAAGCUCCACGGCAGAAAAGAAAAACGGGUAGGAGGAAGAAAGUUGCAGGCAAAAAAAGAACACAGACAAGAUCAUCUGUUGGGAAGAAGAGUUCCGGAACACACCUGAAGAGACGCAAGCGUCUAAUGAAGAAGAGAAGGGGGAAAAAGAUAAGAAUAAGAUCACAUGUGAAAAAUGAGGUUACUACUCGCUCCCGUAUUGCGAGAACUCUUGGUCUUGGUAGACCCGUGCGUGGAGCCUCCAUCCCUUCUGUGUACAAAGCAACGGAGCCCUCGCUUGGUCUUAUGAGGGCAGAUAUUGGUGCAGCUUCUUUGUCAGUGUUUGGAGAUCCCUAUGAACUGGAUCCUUAUGAAAGCAAUGAAGAGGUUCCAGCAAAUCCAGAUUCACCAGUGAGCGCCAAAAGGAGAGUUCUCUCCCAGUCAGCACUGAGGUCUCAUCGUCCUGUAGCGAGACCUGUUUCUGUAGGGCUUCCCAGAAGCAGUGUGCCUGCCUUGAGUCCUGAGCAAGAAGCUGAAGCUGCCCCUGUGCCUGACCUGCUGGGAAGUAUCCUGUCUGGACAGAGCUUCCUCAUGAUGAGUAGUUCGGAUGUGGUCAUCAACAGAGAUGGCUCGCUGACAGCAAAGAAGGCGGCUCUGCAUCCUGGAAAGCCAGCAAGUGACUCCAGAGUGGAUGAUGGUUCAGGACACAACCUUCAACCAAGUGCAGUGCACUCAGGGACCACAGCAGGUAGCUCCGUCGCUGGACCUUCGCUUUCCUCGGGGACAAGCCCUCACUCCAGACCCACCUCAUCGAGCUUGUUUUCGUCUCCUUUGCCCUCAUUGAGCAAGACUGAGCCCACAACAAACCCUGCACAGACUGCAUCAGGCAAGGCAACUGUCAGAUCAGAAUGCUCAGUGAUGCCCAGAUCUGCCCAAGCUCCUGGUCUGACUAGGCAUGGCUCUAAGUCAGAUGAGAUGCCCAAAUUUAAUGGAAACUCUAAGCGCUUUGCAACCUCUGGCAUGUCUUCAAAGACCCCAAGCUGCAACUUAAAUUCUGGCUCAAAAGCUGUAAACGUGAGGCAGCCGUUAAAACCACCUCCAAAGAGAAUUGAUAUCUUUGAGCUUCCCAGGAUACCAAAGAUUAAAAAGGAAAGCAGCAGCAAGCAGGUGGAACCAGAUCCCGCAGGAAGCCAAAGCUGUGACAUCCCUAGCUCCUGUAUAACCCAGCUGACUGGCAGAGAGGGUGCCAAUCAGCCGGGGAAAGGCAGCAGGGUGGAAAGUCAGAAGUCGAACGCCAGGGAAUCUCAGCAGCAGACGCGUACGAGUGGGGUAUCCUUUUCUACCAAUACAGGCAUGUAUGGCAGUUCAUCACUGGGCUCUUCAAGGGGCAAAGGCCCAAGCUCUUUUGAGAGUUUUAAAAUUAAUAUACCUGGAAAUGCAGGGCCUUCCAGCAGACCGUCUAAUCCAGGAUUUUGUAACACCUUCCGCCCCGUUGAUGACAAGGUCCAGCAGAAGGAGAAUUCUUCGUCUCUCUUCUCUGUUAAGAAAAAACAGGUCAAAAGUGAAAUAUAUGAUCCCUUUGAGCCAACAGGGUCAGACUCGAGUUCAGCAAGCAGCAGCCCUGAAAGGCUUGGCUCAGGGAUCCCCCUGACUAACAUCACCAGGACUAUUUCCAUUGAAAAUCCAAAAGUUCAGACAUUUCAAACAGUCCGUCGUUUUACUCCUUACACAGUAAAAAAUAUAUUUGGGUCUGAAUCUGAUGUGCCAUCUAGUAAUGCGGAGGCUCAUGAUGAUGCAACAGUAGAAAGCAGGAUUGUAGAACAGAUCUCUGAUACAGAGGAACAAGAACGUAUGGAUGAGGAGGAUUUUCUAAGCAGACCUUGCACUUCAUCCGCUGUUAAGCAAAUUUCUAAUACAGAACCUUUAAAGGAGGAGAGCAGAGAAGGUCCUAACGUGUUCUUUAAUGCUGAACAAUUGAUUAGGCCCAAUAUUAAUGUGAAACUAGAACCAGCUAUCCCCUCAAAGAGUGAUGGGCAGCAAAAAGUGCAAAAAACAGAACAGACAGAGCGACGAUCACGUUCCAGAUCCUGUUCAAACUCCAGUUCCCGAAGCAAGAAGAAGACAAAAAGGAAAAAGGCAUUGGUCAAAGAGCAUAAAAGAUCCCGGUCAGGAUCUAGGGACAGAGUGCGUUCAGGGGACCAGAGCUCCAGGUCCACUUCUUGGUCGAGUGGAGAAGAGCACAGCAAAACACACAGGUUGAAACCCAAGAGCAGGAGGUCUUCUACUGACCGCUCUAGUAGUCAUGAACGAUCUAAAAAAAAGAAAACCAAGGAUAAAACCAAGGAUAAAAAGACAAAAUCCUCCUGGUCUAAGGAGAAAAGGAAAUCUAGGUCACGUUCAGGGAGCCCUGGAAGUACUUCAGAGUUUCAUGAAAAUAGGAAAAAGAAGAGACGGUCUCGAUCAAGAUCAAGGCGGAGGGAUCGUUCCCGAUCAAAUAGUGGUGAGAGGACUAAGAGACGGAAGCACAGGAGGGACAAAAGCUACGAGAGACAUGACAAAGAUAGUGGCUUGAGGUCCAGAGAGAGAAAGAGAUCCAGAUCCAGGUCUCGUGAGAGGAGAAAGUGGCGCUCUCGGUCUCGCUCUGCAUCUCGGUCUCGGGAGCACAAAAGCACCAAGUCAAAGGAGAAGAGACCGCGGUCAAGAUCGCGCUCCAAAGAAAGAAAACACAAAUCAAAGGAGACCGUGCCUUUUCCUCCCCUGGAAAAGGAUCAAAAGCCUCCAGUAGAAAAUGUAUCCAGGACUCUAGAGCAACCCCAUGCCUGCGAACAGGAGCCGAAGGAGGAGCUAGAACUCGAACAGGUUUCUAUAACCAUCCAACAAAACAUCAAGCUCGAGGAGGAAACACAGGCUGAGAUCCCAGUACAAGCGAGGGAGCCCCAGGAGAGUAUAGAGACGGAACAGAUCUGUGAGGACGUGACAAAUGAAACUGUAUUCCCUGUGCUGGAGAACACAAGCAUUUCUGUCCCAGCUAGCAGUGUGGAUUCCUUAGUUGAAAAGGAAUUAAUGAGUAAUAGUGAUUCAUUAGUGCUUGGUAGCUCCAGCAAUACCAACCUCGAGAUUACGGUUAAAAUAGAAAACACUGCUCCGUGUCCAUCUCUGAUGGACGCCCCUCAGAAGAAGGAAGUUACCAUGCAAGCUCAGACUGAGGCCGCACCAGUUCAAAGCUCAUCCAAAAGUGAAGUCACAGACCCUGCGAAGGACGAUAGAGAUGAGUGCCUUGUGUCAAGUGAAGCAGCCAGUAAAUUCAGCAAGCCCGAACUGGAGGUGGCACCUCAGGGUCCUGCGUUGAAAUCUAAAGCCCCAGUGAAAAGAGUUACCUGGAAUCUGCAGGAGGAACAGAGUGGCACGUUGUCUGCCGGAAGAGCUCCUAGGAUGCCGUUCUACCGGCUUCAGCGAGCGAAAGAAGGGGCCUGGAAAGCUGAGGACUUGAACCAAACAUUAAAUCAGGUGUACUGUCAGAACGUACCUUUGACGCCGCCCCUGCCCUCCAGCCUUCCCCCGUACGCGCCCGUCAGCCAGCCCACGGUGCAGUUCAUCCUGCAGGGCAGCCUUCCAGCACUCGCCUCCGCAGCGGGGCCCAGUUUGACUCCGGAGCCAGGCAGCCUGGCUCCUGCCUCCGAACCGGGGAUCCAGGCUGCCGCCGUUGGAAGUGCGGAAGAGAAGGUGAAAGCACCCAAGCCUCCAGUGGAUAAAACAAAAAAUGAAGAAUACAUGAAGAAGCUUCACAUGCAGGAAAGAGCUGUGGAAGAGGUGAAACUUGCUAUUAAACCCUUUUACCAGAAGAGGGAGAUUACAAAGGAGGAAUACAAGAAUAUUCUGCGAAAAGCAGUGCAAAAGAUCUGCCACAGCAAAAGUGGAGAAAUCAACCCCAUGAAGGUAGCCAACCUGGUAAAAGCUUACGUGGAAAAAUACAAACAUAUGAGGAAGCAUAAGAAGUCUGAUGGUGAAGAUGCUCGUGAAGUGGAAAACUGAGAGUGAGCCAGAGCCAACCUGGCUUGUCCUGAACUUACUCUGGCUGAGAACACUAUUCCAGAGGAAAUAAUAGAUCUGCAGUUGCAUCUCAUGGAAAACAAAGUGCAGAGAAGCAAGAUGCUAAUAAGAUUUUUCUGCUGAAUCUACUUUUGAAUUGUUUCCAUAUGGGAAUGAACUUGGGGUUUUCUUGGAUUACCUACAGAUGUAGAACUAAAUAAUUAUCAAAUGCCUCAGACCAGCAGAAUAAUUCCAGGGGAAACACAGAACAGAUUAAUGUUUGGGACUCCCAAAUUGCUACAGUUUUCAGGGUUAUUUUAAUCACAAUUUUGGGCUGUGCACCUGUCUCGCUAAAAAUUUGAAACUGGACACCACUUUUCAUAUACAGUGUAUCAAGAGCUGUAUACGGUUUCCCUUGUGUUUAUUUAUCACAUAUGGAUUGUCUUUAGAAACUCCUGAUUUGAUACUUGAAAUGUGGUAUUUUUAGCCCGCUUGAUGGUGAGCGAAGCUGUACUCGCUCUGUCAUUUGGGGACUGCAAAAGUGAGCUAACCUUUAUAAAUUGACUUCAGAAACACUGCUCAAGCUGUGGUGUUUAUUUACAUUUUGUUGGAAGUAUCUCGUUAGUGAAGACUUUUAAUU